This is a messenger RNA of Lactuca virosa, 597 nucleotides long. The record is from the annotation of a GenBank genome assembly. NCBI's taxonomy places the organism in Eukaryota, Viridiplantae, Streptophyta, Magnoliopsida, Asterales, Asteraceae.
AUGGUUCCUUUUAAUUUACAAGGGAAAACCACAACCAACACUUGCAAUCGCCCAACUGCUUUACAUUUUCAUUCUUGUGAUGGCCUUCAAUUGAGAGGUACAACACAUAUCAACAGCCCGAAGCUACAUAUGAGUAUCAAUGGUUGUGAAGAUGUAGAUGUUGGAAAUCUUAACAUUUUAGCUCCAGAGGAUAGUCCCAAUACUGAUGGGAUAGACAUUAGUGGAUCCUCACAUGUUUAUAUCCAUGAUUCUAAAAUUCAAACUGGCGAUGAUUGUGUUGCUAUUAAUGGUGGGACUAUCGGAAGCCUUGGGGAAAACGGUGGUCAUGACAAAGUUGAACAAGUUCGUGUAGAACAUUGUAACAUCUCAGGAACGACAAAUGGGUUACGAAUCAAAACGGUGCCGUAUGGAACGGGGUAUGCUAGGAAGAUUGUAUUUCAGGACAUCCAUCUGGAAAAUGUUCAAAAUCCAAUUAUAAUUGAUCAACAUUACUGUAGUAAUCCGGAAGAUGCCUUUUGCCCAGCACCGAUAUGCUUGUUCUCCAUGAACAUAAUCUCAUCUUACCAAAGAUGCAAUUCCAUAUCUAACAUUUACUGA